Molecule: messenger RNA, 459 nt
Organism: Hyphopichia burtonii NRRL Y-1933
Lineage: Eukaryota; Fungi; Ascomycota; Pichiomycetes; Serinales; Debaryomycetaceae
Gene: CTF8
Product: Ctf8p
Exons: 1
Coding region: 1-459 (152 amino acids)
Biological process (GO): mitotic sister chromatid cohesion
Cellular component (GO): Ctf18 RFC-like complex
Source: RefSeq, a predicted model, not a curated record
AUGCCUUCGACUAGAGUAGACUAUUCUGCGGUUCAUGAGGCUCUCAAGCUGGAGAAGAGCGAACCGUCGUCUUUUGAUGAGAUAAUAUCGACGCCAUACGGACUUUCCAUUCUAGAAAUACAAGGAGAGUUAAAUCUCCCCACGUCAUUGAGUCAAGAGCAGAUUGAUAAAAACCCGGAAGGAGAUUACGUUUCCAAUUUCGCUAAAGUUGAUGAUAUUUACUAUGCAGUCAAGUUUGGGAAACUUGAUUUUGAUCCUAAAGAUUCUACCAAAGUCACUUUAUUUAUUGGGAAAUCACAACGUUUAAUUGGUAGCAUGGUUAAUCUAAAUCCGCCGCUUGGAGUGAUGAGAAUACCUCAUAAUGAAGAUAACGAUGAAGAAAACAGUGAAGAUAUAAAGAUUGUUGAUAUAAUUAAGAAGAAAAUUAUCUUCAAACACCGUCCAUUACCAAUUAUGUAA